This is a messenger RNA of Gryllus bimaculatus (two-spotted cricket), 4054 nucleotides long. Lineage: Eukaryota; Metazoa; Arthropoda; Insecta; Orthoptera; Gryllidae. The record is from the annotation of a GenBank genome assembly.
GAAAUAUUACGGUAUUUCAUCUAUGUUACAACCACAUUCCAUUACUCUGUUUAUAAAGGUUAUAAUAUAAAUCGCCGGACGACACGAACGGGGAGUGGGCAGCGCUGGGAAGCAGAGAUUAUUACAUUAUGUUGGAACUCGCGAACACAUCCAGGGAAAUUUAUACGACUUUUGUUUCAAUAGCUAUGAAAUUAUCUGUUGAACAUUGAGGAAAUUAGGUUCUAUGGGCUGUCCAACUUCCGAGUGUCAGGAGUGCUUGCUUAUUUUCAUCUUUUAAUUACAUCCCGCUGUAUGUAUUGCCCAGUUUUCAAAUUCCUGUGUUGCUCUGAAAUAAUUGCAGUUGCUCAUUUGUAGAAUUUCUCUACAGCGUGUUGAAAGCCUAUAAAUUCAAACUUUUCCAUACAUGUUUACAGACGUGUUACAUUAUUGGGUUUAAACUCCAGUCGAUGUUAUCGAAACGAAUAAUUGAGCGACUUGGAAACUCAAUUUAUGUAUAUAUUGACACAUCUUUUAGUUAUCGUCAAUGCCAGUGAUUAAAGUUAACAUUGUCAAUGCAGCCCAGGUUCUAGAAAUAGUAUUGCAUAAUGUUUCCUUGGGCAUUUUUGAAAAGAACUUUCCCUCUGAGAUGUGGGCAAAGGAAACAUCUCUGCUUAGCUCAAACCCCAAAAAAGUUUUUCCCCAAGUAUCCUGUGAAACAGCAAUGCAACAUUACCAGUAAAACUAACUUCUGCAAAAAUAUAAACUCAUUUGCUUGCAGCCAAGUUAAGAUAAAUGAAUAUAAUUCUGAAGAAAGAAAAUCUAAAACUUCUAGUGAAAUUUCUGAAGUAUUAGACAAUAUAAAUUUAGAUAUCAAAAAUCACAAUAGAGUGAAAUAUGAAGAUGCAAAAAAGCUGCUAAGUUUUAUGAGAGAAGGUCUAAUUGCUGAAAAUGAAAAAUAUGCCCUUCUCCUUCUUGAGUGGUGUUGUAAUUUCAUGCCAGACGUGGACUCUGUUUCUCGAAUAUCACUAGCUCUUUCAGUUUGGAAAUUCCUCACUAGUGUGGGAAUUGAAAUUAAAGCCAAACAUUAUAAUGUAUUGCUGAAGUGUUAUGCAGCAAAUUCUUAUAAAAUUCCAGUAAUGAAGUUUCUGUCUGAAAUGAAAGAAGUUGUACCUGAGAGCACUACUUAUGAGCUUUUACUUGACUGUGCUUGUGUAGUAGGAGAUCUAGAAGAAGCAAUGCUCGUCAUAAAGUUAAUGAAGGAUAAAAACAUGCCCAUCAGUGAAGCUACAUUCAAUUCUUUGAUUUUAGGUUAUGCAAGAGCAGGAGACAUCAAGAAUUCUUUAUCUACAUUGGAUGCAAUGUAUGCAGCAAACAUAUUUCCUAGUGCUAAAACUUACACAGUUGUACUGCAGAGUUAUGCACAUUUUGGAAAUAUUAAGGAAAUGAAAAGAGUUUAUGAAGAAGCUGCAUCUAAAAACAUUAAUUUGAAUAUUCAUCUAGUUAUGAAUAUUUGUCGCACUCUUGCUGUCAAUCAACACGAUAAACUUAUUUUAGAGUUUCUAGAUUGGUUGCCAAAUGAUCUCAAGCGAUUUACGUUAGCAGUUGAAAACACUAUUUUAGAGCUUAUUCAUUUGAAUUGUGAAAAAGCAGCUCUGUCAAUAAUGAUGUCUGUAUUACCUGAAGGAGUUCAUACAGCAGAACAAUCAUGUGCAUUUUUUGUGUAUGAAAUAUGCAGAGCUAACAUAGAUCCUGGAAACAUCAUAAAUAUCUGCAAUUAUUUGGAAAAGAAUGAGAUGUAUCCAAGAGCUUUGUAUAAAGCUGCUGAGGUUUCCCUGCAUUUGGGCAAACCUGAUCUGACAUUACCCAUUUUUCAGACACUUGCCAAGAAUGGUGAAACUUUGCGACCACAUUACUUUUGGCCCCUCUUCAAACAGAGUGCUAAAGUAGAUGGUGAAGCAGGAGUUCUGAAAACUUUGAAAGAGAUGCAGGCUUUCAAGGUUAUCCCUGAUUUUCAUACUUUAGUGGAUUAUAUCUUACCAGUAAUAUCAACAAAUAAUCCGGAAACCACAGUUCAGAAGUUACAAGACUGUGGUGUUGCAGCUCAUCACUCUCUAACAUCUGUAGCUGCUACAUUGCUUCUGACUGGUAAGUCUUAUGUAACCAAAAUGGAUUACGAUAAAUUGAUGCAACCUCUUGUAGAAACAUUUAUUGUGAACAAAAAAAUACAGCCUGUAUCUGCUUUUUUGAAAGUUGCUUCAAAACAUGUAACAAAUGACUUGGCAGGACAUUUUGUUCUUGAGUUGUUGGCAAUAAAAAGAACCAGGCUUAGGAAAGAUGAUGUUAUUAAUCUGCUUCAGUCUUUUAAAAGUGUUGGUCUCAGUAUAUCACCAUUUGCUUCUGAGAUUAUUGCAAGAUAUUUUAAGAACGGAGGAGCAGAUUCAAACUUGUAUAAUCAAAUCUCUCUUCUUCUCACAUCAAUUACCCAAUCAGACCUUCAGCUUUCACCUUCCGAAACGAUAGAUGCAUCUAUUCCUCAUCCGCGUGACAUGAAUCUGGAAGAACUGGAAAAUCAUUUAGUGGAACUGAAGAGCAAGUUGAUGAAUACUCGAGGUGUCCUGCGUCGUUUGUUGCAAUUACAUAUGAGAGAAGGGAACAUUAAACGUGUGCUAGAGGUUAAAAAGGAGCUUGAAAAUUCUGGUUUUAAAUUCUCUCCUGGAAUGCUUGCUUCAUUAUUUGAUAUGUAUAUCAAGUUUGAAGAUGAAAGUUCGGCUGAAAAAAUUUUAAAUGAAAUAAUGAAUGAUGCUCCAAAUUUUAUUAUUGAUGAACACAAAAUUAUUGAUUAUGCUUCAUUGCUUGUCACAAAAAAUCAAUACAAAGCUGCAAUUUCUGUAUUGGAAAGGCGAGCAGCAUCUGGAAACAUUUAUGGUGGGGAAGGCAUUUCUCGCAAUUGUUGGCAUCUGCUAAAUACACUUGCCUUACAAGGUGAAGCAGAAAAGGUCAAACACAUGUUCCAUUUGCUUAGAACUCUGGGAUUUUGCUCAGUGACUAAUACUCUUUUGGGACCCCUAGUACGAGCACAUCUUGUUAGGGGUGAAACAGAAAGUGCUGUGAGAGAGUACCAACAUUGUGCAACCAAUUUCAAAACUACUCCUCUUCAGCUGGAACUCAUGUCAUAUCUUGUGAGACAAACUGAUUCACCAAACAACCAAAAGUUACUUGAAGAUACCCUGGUUGCAAGUAGUUUAGUUCAUGGAGAAGCCAGUACAUAUGCCACUUAUAUUGUUGCUCUGGCUGAAGCUGGGAAGAAAAGGGAAAUUCAGAAUUUCAUUGCGAAAAAUGGUUCUAAUGUUCACUCAGCAAGUUUGUUGAGUAAAAUCAAACUAUUGGUAAAAGAAAACAAACUAGGUCCCUUAUUAAUUCUUGCAGAGGAAUGUGAUCGUUUGCCAAAAUUUAAUUCAUCUUUAUUGUAUACUAGUGUGUUAAAAGUGUUAGAUAAACAAGGCGAUUGUGAUGGAGCUUUAAAGUUAUGGACGUUAAUGCAAGAAAAAAAUGUUCAGCCAUCUAAUGAAUUCUAUAAGCAUUUAGCUUCAAUUUUGAAAAGUCACAAGAGACAGAUUCCAUUUGUUGUUACGGAAUCAGAACAAUGAGAUAUUGUAGUAAAAUACCCAUAUUUGCAAAUUCUCUGCCUUUCAUUUCUUUUGAAAGAGACCACCCAUUUAUUGCAUUUAUUGGUACUUACUUCAAUUUAUAAGAGGCUAUUUGCACAGUGUUAAUAAGUCUCAAAAAUAUUUGUGAACCUGCUCAAUGACAGUAGUGCAGCGUAGUAAACAACUUAUUAAAAUCAAAUCAUGGAAUUUGUUGAAUCAUCCAUUUUUAUUAAUCAUUCAUCGAUCAAUCAUUGCCUUUAUUUAAUGAUCAUGUGUAGCAACUUUGUAAAUAUGUAUAGUAUAUUGAGUAAUUAUGUGAUAAAGUGUGUAAAGUGUAAAUAUACAAUGCUUGUUAAUUUGAUUUUUAUUGAAUGGCAAUCGCUCAAAAGAAAAAUUAAAUGUGCACAUAAAGAGCAAUGAUACCAACA